Molecule: messenger RNA, 1410 nt
Organism: Rhizopus microsporus ATCC 52813
Lineage: Eukaryota; Fungi; Mucoromycota; Mucoromycetes; Mucorales; Rhizopodaceae
Product: putative rRNA pseudouridine synthase
Exons: 5
Coding region: 1-1410 (469 amino acids)
Biological process (GO): box H/ACA sno(s)RNA 3'-end processing; mRNA pseudouridine synthesis; rRNA pseudouridine synthesis
Cellular component (GO): box H/ACA snoRNP complex
Molecular function (GO): RNA binding; pseudouridine synthase activity
Source: RefSeq, a predicted model, not a curated record
AUGGCCGACGAGACUAUUAUUAAGCCAACUGCUACAGCACCCAGCAUUGACACUUCCAAGUGGCCACUUCUCUUAAAGAACUACGAUCAACUCAAUGUUCGUACUGGUCACUACACUCCUAUCCCCAGUGGUUCUUCUCCCUUGAAGCGUCCUCUUGGUGAAUACGUUCGUUAUGGUAUCAUCAACCUUGACAAGCCUGCCAAUCCUUCCUCUCAUGAAGUUGUUGCUUGGAUCAAGCGUAUUCUCCGUGUCGAAAAGACUGGCCACUCUGGUACUCUUGACCCUAAAGUUACUGGUGGUUUGAUUGUUUGUAUCGAUCGUGCUACUCGUUUAGUCAAAUCACAACAAGGAGCUGGUAAGGAGUACGUCUGUAUUCUCCGUCUCCAUGAUAAAAUUGAAAGCGAAAAGAAGUUGUCACAGGCUAUUGAAACUUUGACAGGUGCACUCUUCCAACGUCCUCCUCUUAUUUCUGCUGUCAAGCGUCAAUUGCGUGUCCGUACUAUUCACGAAUCCAAGCUGAUCGAAUUCGAUAACGACCGUCAUCUCGCUGUCUUUUGGGCAUCCUGUGAAGCUGGUACAUAUAUGCGUACUCUUUGUGUUCACUUGGGUCUCUUGCUUGGUGUUGGUGGUCAUAUGCAAGAACUUCGUCGUGUCCGUUCUGGUACAACAUCUGAAAAUGAUGAUAUUGUUACAAUGCACGAUGUAUUAGACGCACAAUGGUUAUAUGACAACACAAAGGAUGAAAGCUAUCUUCGUCGUGUGAUCCGUCCAUUGGAAUCUCUUUUGACCAACUAUAAGCGUGUUGUUGUAAAAGACAGUGCUGUGAAUGCCAUCUGUUAUGGUGCCAAGUUGAUGAUUCCCGGUCUCUUGCGUUUUGAAAGCGGUAUUGAAAUUAAUGACGAAAUUGUCUUGAUGACAACAAAGGGUGAAGCUAUUGCUCUUGCCUAUGCACAGAUGACAACGGCUGUCAUGGCCACAUGUGACCACGGUGUAGUCGCUAAGGUGAAGCGUGUUAUCAUGGAACGUGAUACCUAUCCUCGUCGAUGGGGCUUGGGCCCUGUUGCUCUUGCCAAGAAGAAGCUCAAGACAGAAGGCAAGCUUGACAAGUAUGGUCGUGUGACCGAAGAAACACCCGCUGUCUGGAAGUCUACCUACGUUGAUUACUCCAACAACCCAGAUGGCAAAGAUCCUGCUCCUGUCUUUGGCACACCAUCAGAAAAGGUUGUUGCCGCUGCUGGUAUGGCACCAAAGAUCACUGUACUUGACGUUGCUGCCAAAGAUAAUGCCGUGAAUGAAAAUAAUAAGCGUCCUGCUGAACCUGAAAGUGAAGAAAAGGCCACCAAGAAGGCCAAGAAGGAAAAGAAAGAAAAGAAGAAGGAAAAGAAGGAGAAGAAGAACAAGGAUCUCUAA